Messenger RNA from Sinocyclocheilus rhinocerous, 2368 nucleotides. RefSeq names its product protein NDNF-like. The transcript has 4 exons. The coding region runs from base 1 to 1749 and encodes 582 amino acids. NCBI's taxonomy places the organism in Eukaryota, Metazoa, Chordata, Actinopteri, Cypriniformes, Cyprinidae. The record is from RefSeq and is a predicted model, not a curated record. Gene Ontology annotation, molecular function: protein binding; heparin binding.
AUGUCUGGCUCCCCUGGGAGCAGUCAGGACCCCUGCAAAGAGCAUGUGUCACAUGACACCACAGCCACCAACGCCAUCAACAAGCUCUCCAACAAAUCGAGAGCGAGAGAGAGAGUAAAGAACAUAUUACACCCCACAACAUGGCUGAGUGAAAACAGGGUCACACCAGUACAUCUGCCUAAAGGACGCACUCGCAGACUGUAUUUCACGCUAAAGAAGAAAGACGAUUUGCUGUCCGUUACUGUGAGCCCCUGUGCAGUGCCCAUCGAAUGGAGCUUGGCUGUUCGGACCCUGAAGGAUAAACCGCCUAAGAAAGCACACUGGAGCUCGAAGAAGAGCAUGCCAGAGGUUUGGUGGAGAGGUUCUGGAAGAGAGGUUAGGAUUUACACGUACACCGGCAAUGCUGUAGACACCUACACCGGUCCUGCCUACGCUCCGGCGUCCAUCUACAUCCUGCGCCUGAAAUCAAACGAACAGGACACGCAGGUGUCGGCGUACCUCCACGAAGGUCCUGGUCCCUCGGGGGCUUUCCCGGAGCUGCCGUCGGACCCCAGAGUGCACACUCUGGGUGUAGGCAUGACCAGUGUCACCUUAAACUGGGCUCCGAGUUCAUCCGUAGUUGUUAAAGAUGGUCACCGGCCACAUCACGAAUAUUGCAUCUUAGUCAACCACAAACACAACUAUAGAAGUCUUUGCUCUGCUCGUGAGGGAAUCCGAAAGGAGAUACAGAGUGUGCAGAAGAGACAGAGGAGGGACAAACAAAGCAAGGAGAUUGUGUGGGCAACGCUUAAAGACUGGUGGUGGCGGCAGCCGGAUGCCCUCGAGAAUCGUGAAUCUUCCACGACUGACAAGUUUGAGGACCCUGGAUGUGUGUGCAGGGACAUCGAAAGCGUGUGCACGGUUUCAGACCUGCUUCCGGAUACGCAGUAUUACUUUGACGUCUUCGUAGUGGACAGGGUUAACGGCACAAGUGCGGCCUACACUGGCACUUUCGCCCGCACGCACGAGGAGGCUCGUCCUGCUGUCACAUACUUACGGGAAGGCCAGGUCAAAUGGGUCACCCUGAGUAAGGAUGCAAGCAGUCUUCAGGGGGAUCAGUUCCAAUUUAAACCUCGUGGGUGGCAACAAAAUGGCCUCCUUACCUUGCACACCUGCAACAGCACUAGUAAAGUCAAGGUCACCGUCUCCAGUAAAGGACGGACUUUGACGUCUCAAGAGGUGGGACAUCAGCUUGCCCAGAUAUGGUUGCACGGUGCCCCAUCGUACCUCAUCCAGCUCCAGGCCUUGGCUCCAGGUUCCUCAUCGACGAUCCCUAAAGGCGAUUCCAGCAAGUCCAAGUUCUGGCUCAAAAUGCAAGCGUCAUCAGCGUACCACCGCCGAGCCGUGCCGGUGUUUCCCGCCACACUACAGAUUAAGUCUUUCAACAAGUUGCGGACAUGCAACUCCGUCACUCUGGCCUGGAUGGGGACCGAAGAGCGGAGUCUCUAUUGCGUUUAUCGGAGGCAGAUCCCACUUGACAGCAAGCACACCUCGACGGAUCAUUGCAUCGACCCAGAAUCCCGUCCUGCAAACGAGAGAGUCCUCUGUAAGUAUUUCCAGGAGUUGAACCCACGUCGGGCGGUCACAACAGCGGUGAUCGGUGAACUGGAACCAGGGAUGCUAUAUGUGUUUGACGUUUAUCUUAUGAGACGCUGGGGACUUCCAAUUAAGUACCACAGCAAGACGGUGAGAACCAGAAGUGAAUGUUGAGUGGACAUCUCAGAAUCUUGCUUUCAGUGGAGAAGGACUCAAAUGGAGAGACAUUACGCCACAGGGAAGCCAUUGUAAGGCCAGAGAGGGAACUAUGGGGGGCCUUGAUCUGGUGCAGUGGAGGUCAAACGUGACCAUUGAAAGACACAAACACACAUAAUUAUGCCAACACAGAGACACACAAAAUACCAAGAGAGGUGAGACCAAGCUCACACCAGCAAAAAUUAAUUUACUUUACGAUACUGCCGUAUUAAUGUUUGUGUUGUUGUUGUUGUGUGAUGCCGUCUCUGUUGUUAAUUAUUAGAGUGUCUGAAUAACAGAAACUCUCUCGUCUCUUACACAAAAGAGGACCGUGCCAAAAUAUGCAAGAGAAACAGCCGGAGGGCUUUGAGCACCAGUGCUAACCAGAGCUGUAUCAGAUCUCUUAAUCUGCCACCAGUAUCAGAGAAAGACACCAAGCGAGGGAGAGCCGAGAGAGAGCGAAAGAGCCGUGUGAAGUCAGUGUGUUGAUUAUGCUCUGCUAAAGCAUGCAGCAGGGAAAAACGAGUUAGCCGUUCGCUUCGUUGUCUGUGAUGUGAUCGUUGUGCUGCGCUUCUGCGCACUAAUAAAACAGUUACCA